AAAUUAAAUUAGUUGAUUUUGUGCAUCCGUCGAUCGAAGUCGACCGUCACCGUCUUCUUUAUAAUUCGCCUUCUGUGACAAAACCAAAGACCAUCAUGGCAAUAUCUGGAAUCUUUAUUUAUCUUCUAACCACACUAAUUGCAGUACUGGUUUACUAUUUCAUACAGCAUUUUUCUUUCUGGAAACGUCGUGGAAUUCCACAUGAUCUACCAGUUUUUCCAUAUGGCAACUUGAGAGGUAUUGGGAAAACGCAUCAUCUCAGGCAAAUAAUGAAAGCCUACUAUGAAAGAUACAAAAAGUCUGGACCAUUUGGUGGUUUCUUUUUUUUUCUCAAUCCAGCUGUUGUCAUUUUUGAUCUUGAUUUGGCAAGAGAUAUUCUUAUAAAAGAUUUCAAUAAUUUUAUGGAUCGUGGAUUGUUUUAUAAUGAACGUGAUGAUCCAUUAACCGGGCAUUUGUUUGCCUUGGAUGGAACAAGAUGGAAGAACUUGCGACGCAAAUUGUCACCAACUUUUAGCUCAGGCAAAAUGAAGGGAAUGUUUCCUACGGUCUUAUCAGUUGGAGAUCAGUUGCACGAAGUUUUUGACAAAUCGGUUACCAACGAUCCAGUUAUUGAAGUUAAAGAUGUUUUGGCCCGAUUUACUGUGGAUGUUAUUGGAACGUGUGCCUUUGGUAUCGAUUGCAAUAGUUUGAAAGAUCCAAAUGCCGAAUUUCGAAUUGCUGGUGCAAAAGCAUUUGCAAAGACUCGCCAUAGCAAGCUCAUUACUGGUAUAAUAUUUAGUUUUCCUCGAUUGGCUAGAAAAUUGGGCAUUCGAUUUAUUCAUGAGGAAGUUCAUCAGUUUUAUACACGAGUUGUUUAUGAAACUGUUGAAUAUCGGGAGAAGAAUUCCAUUAAACGAAAUGAUUUUAUGAAUUUGUUGAUUGAGUUGAAGAAUUCAGAAGAAGGCUUGACUUUAAACGAAGUUGCUGCACAAUCGUUUGUGUUCUUUUUGGCUGGUUUUGAAACUUCAUCGACUACAAUGGGAUUUGCUUUGUACGAAUUGGCAUUGAAUCAAGUUGUGCAAGAUCGGUUGAGAGCUGAAAUUAAUGAGCAAUAUUCGAAACAUGGAGGAAAGUUUACUUACGAUGCAAUGAAUGAAAUGCAUUAUAUGGAAAUGGUUAUGAAAGAAACAUUGAGGAAAUAUUCCGUUGUAACAAACUUAAUUCGAAGGCCAAUCAACGACUAUCCCACUUCUGAUCCAAAGUAUAUUAUUCCAAAACGCACAAUGGUAUUGAUUCCUGCUGAUGCUAUUCAUCGUGAUCCCGAUAUAUAUCCUGAUCCAGAGAAAUUCGAUCCGGAGCGAUUUAGUCCGGAAGAAUUGCAAAAACGUCAUCCCAUUACUUGGUUGCCUUUUGGUGAUGGGCCAAGAAAUUGUAUUGGUUUGAGAUUUGGAAAGAUGCAAACAUACAUUGGUCUCAGUAUAUUGCUGAGGCAUUUCAAGUUUCAUUAUUCAGAGAAAACACCAAAUCCACUGGUGCCGGAUUUGAAAAAUUCAUUAAUGUCUUCGAAGGGAGGGAUUUUCUUGCGAGUGGAACGUUUGAAGAUAGAUUAAUCAUGUAACUGUAAGGAAGGGCUAGUUUUAAGAAAGAUAUACUUUUAAGACAAAUAAAAUAAAGUAGAAUUAAUAAGAAAUUUGUGAAA
Molecule: messenger RNA, 1678 nt
Organism: Episyrphus balteatus (marmalade hoverfly)
Lineage: Eukaryota; Metazoa; Arthropoda; Insecta; Diptera; Syrphidae
Product: cytochrome P450 6a8-like
Exons: 2
Coding region: 96-1589 (497 amino acids)
Molecular function (GO): oxidoreductase activity, acting on paired donors, with incorporation or reduction of molecular oxygen; monooxygenase activity; heme binding
Source: RefSeq, a predicted model, not a curated record